GGUUAUACUGGGAUGUACUGGGAUGUGCUGGGAUGUACUGGGAUGUGCUGGGAUGUGCUGGGAUGUGCUGGGAUGUACUGGGCUCUGCUGGGCUGUACUGGGAUGUACUGGGAUGUGCUGGGAUGUGCUGGGCCAUACUGGGCUGUGCUGGGCUGUGCUGGGCUGUGCUGGGAUGUGCUGGGAUGUACUGGGAUGUGCUGGGCCGUACUGGGCUGUGCUGGGAUGUACUGGGCUGUGCUGGGAUGUACUGGGAUGUGCUGGGAUGUACUGGGAUGUACUGGGUUACUGGGUUAUACUGGGCUGUGCUGGUGUGUACUGGGACAUGCUGGGAUGUACUGGGAUGUGCUGGGAUGUACUGGGUUGUACUGGGCUGUGCUGGGAUGUACUGGGUUACGGGGUUAUACUGGACUGUGCUGGGCUGUGCUGGGCUGUACUGGGCUGUGCUGGGUCGUACUGGGCUGUGCUGGGAUGUACUGGGUUACACUGGGAUGUACUGGGAUGUGCCGAGCUGUGCUGGGCCAUACUGGGAUGUACUGGGCUGUAUGGCUGUACUGGGUUAUACUGGUCUGUACUGGUCCAUACUGGUCCAUACUGGUCUGUCCCCACAGGCCCGACGGCGACGUCUGGACAGGACCAACAUGGAGCCCUGAGAGGAGGCCCGGCCGCCGCCGCCGCCGCGGGGAUGGCGAAGCUGCUGGUGCCGCUGGUGAUGCUGGGCGCCGUCUCGGGGGCCGGCGUGGUGCCGGUGCCGCCGGUGCCGGUGUCGCCGCCGGUGUCGCCGCCGCCGCGCUGCCCCGCGCGGUGCCUGUGCCCCGCGGCCGCGCCCAGCCCGACGCUGCUGUGCGCCCGCACGGGGCUGCUGGCCGUGCCGCCCAGCCUGGACCGCGCCGCCGUGGAGCUGCGCCUGGCCGACAACUUCAUCGGCGCCGUGGGCCGCGCCGACUUCGCCAACAUGAGCAGCCUGGUGCACCUGACGCUGUCGCGGAACGGGCUCCGCCGCCUCGCCCCGGGCGCCUUCGCCGACCUGCGGGCGCUGCGGGCGCUGCACCUGGACGGGAACCGGCUGCCGGCGCUGAGCGGGCCGCAGCUGCGCGGGCUGGCCAGCCUGCGCCACCUCAUCCUGGCCAACAACCAGCUGGCCGCCAUCGACGCCGCCGCCUUCGCCGCCUUCGCCGCCACCGUGGAGGACCUGGACCUGUCGCACAACAACCUGCCCGCGCUGCCCUGGGACGCCGUGGCCGCCAUGGGCAGCCUGGCCACGCUCACGCUGGACCACAACCUGCUGGAGCGGGUGCCCGCGGGCGCCGUGGCGCGGCUGCCGCGCCUGGCGCGCCUGGACCUGACGGCGAACCGGCUGCGGGCGCUGCCGCCGGUGCCGGGCCCGCCGGGACCCUCGCUGGCGGCCGGGGGGAACCCGCUGCACUGCAACUGCGAGCUGCUGUGGCUGCGCCGCGUGGCCCAGCCCGGCCGCCUGGAGACGUGCGCCACGCCGGCGCCGCUGGCCGGGCGGCUGCUGGGCGCCGUGCCCGAGGAGGAGCUGACGUGCCGGGCGCCGUCGGUCACGGCAGCGGCCGCGCACCCGCCCGCCGUCACCGAGGGGCAGCCGCUGCGCCUGGGCUGCGCCGCCGUCGGGGACCCGCCGCCCGCGCUGCACUGGCUGGGCCCCGACGGGCGCGUGGUGCAGAACGGCUCCCGGCGCUCCGUGGGCGCCGACGGCUCCCUGGAGCUGCGCGUGGCCACGCUCCGCGACCACGGCGGCUUCACCUGCGUGGCCGCCAACGCGGCGGGCGAGGCGGCGGCGCGCGUCGAGGUGGUGGUGGUGCCGCUGCCGGUGCCGCGGGACGGGGCGCGGGACGGGGACGGGGACGGCGGCGCCGAGGCGGGGCCCGGGCCCUCGGACAUGGCCCAGGCGGGCGGCAACGACACCUGGGGCGGCCCCGGCGAGCGGCAGCGCGUGGUGGCGGCCGAGGUGACGGCGUCGUCGGCGCGGAUCCGGUGGCUGCCGCAGCGCCACGUGCCCGGCGUGCGCAUGGUGCAGAUCCAGUACAACAGCUCGGCCGACGACAGCCUGGUCUACAGGCUGCUGCCCCCCUCCAGCCGCACCUUCGUGCUGCGGGAUCUGGUGCCGGGCCGCCAGUACGAGCUGUGCGUGUCCGCGCUGCGCGUCCUCGGCGACCCCCCCGCCGCCCCCCGCCCGCUCGGCUGCGUCUCGUUCGCCACGGCCGCCGCCCCCCCGGGCUGCUCCGCGCCGCCGCGGCCGCACUUCCUGGGGGGCACCGUCAUCAUCGUCAUCGGCGCCGCCAUCGCCGCCUCCGUGCUCGUCUUCAUCCUCAUCCUCACGGCGCGCUGGAAGGCGGCGGCGGCGGCGGGGGCGCGGCGCCCCCCGCCCACCCUCACCAGCGUCUGCUCGCAGACCAACGGCGGCCCCCGGCCCGCCGAGACCCCCGAGCUGCCCGCGCUGCCGCCGCUGCCCCCGCCGGCGGCGGGCGGGGGUCCCGGGGGCGGUCCCGGGGCGGGGGCGCGGGCGUUGUUCCCCAGCCACAGCUACCCCCGGCGGGCGCGGCCGCGGCGCCACGGCUCCCUGCCGCGGCUGGACGGGCCCGAGGGGACCCCCCUGGGACCCCCCCUGCGCCCCUCGUUCGGCAGCACCCACUGGAUGCUGGAGAGCACCGUCUGAGGGGGGGGCCGUGGGAAAUCCCCCCCCCGGGACCCCCAUGGGACCCCCCCCUCUUGGGCAGUACCGAGAGCACCGUCUGAGGGGGGGGCACGGUGGGAAUCCCCCUCCCCCCUCUCGGGACCCCCCUCUUGGGCAGCACCCACUGGGACCCCCCCCAAAUCCUCCUGGGGGGGCAGCGGUGGGACCCCCCCCCUCCUCUCCCGGGUGGUCCCAAACGCAGCCCCGGCGGCUCUUGGUGGGGAGGGGGGGUCCCGUGGGUGCCCCCAGGUGCCUCUGGGGACCCGCCAGGUGCCCCCCCCAGGUGCCCCCCCCCGGCCGCCCUGGGGGUACCGGUAUGCAAACCUCCCCCCCCCCCCAAAACCCGCGCGCGUGGGGACCCCCGACACGUGCGGGGGGCGGGGGGACCGUGACGGGGACCGCGCCCCCCCCCCAAAUUCUGCGGCUCCCCCACCGCGCGUGUGUGUGUCCCCCCCCCCCGAGAUGCGCACUUGGGACUUUGUGUGU
This is a messenger RNA of Zonotrichia leucophrys gambelii, 3181 nucleotides long. It is a transcript of the gene LRFN1, whose product is annotated as leucine rich repeat and fibronectin type III domain containing 1. The coding region runs from base 13 to 2757 and encodes 914 amino acids. NCBI's taxonomy places the organism in Eukaryota, Metazoa, Chordata, Aves, Passeriformes, Passerellidae. Gene Ontology annotation, molecular function: protein binding. The transcript is spliced from 3 exons. The record is from RefSeq and is a predicted model, not a curated record.